This is a messenger RNA of Cylicocyclus nassatus, 2283 nucleotides long. The record is from the annotation of a GenBank genome assembly. Lineage: Eukaryota; Metazoa; Nematoda; Chromadorea; Rhabditida; Strongylidae.
AUGCAACUUGGGCACUUCUGUGAUCUUGAGAAUCUCUACUACAAAAUCCCUACUUCUGAUGUUUCCACUUGUGUACUACUACCUGUAUCAAAUCGCAUCCCAUCGCGGAUCUGCUCGCGCUUGGAUGCCCAAGGACUAUCUAAAACCACACUCGAAUCAAAGAUCGAGGCGUCUUAUUUUCGACACGGGAGCUCAGUCUUCGUCAGGUUUAGCUGUACCGUAGCCGAAUUAUCCAGACAUAUCUGGAAAGAACGACCACUAUCAUCUCGCCAGAAGUGGUUCAAAAGUUUAGAUUUCCUAUUCACAAAUGUGAUGGAUGUCCACUCUUCUUCACCCACUUCCGCAGAAUGUGGCCCUACAGCGAACGGUAGUAAUGGUGAAGUGCGAGAGGGUUUACUCAAGAGUGACACUGGUGAAACACCUUCGGGAACAAGGUCUUCGGGUGGCACAACGCCUAUCCGCAUAAUUUCCGCAAUCAAUCAUCCCCGAGAAGGCGUUCAGUCCCAUCGCCUACCUCCUGGUGUUCGAGUUGUGCGUGGAUCAACAGUUUGUGGCACCAGUGGAGUGCGUUCACCCACUCAUCAUGUGCGUACAGUAUUGGGAACUGGUGCUUCACAUCCUGGUCGCAUGGUGAGCUCUGGAUUGCUAUCAUCUGGUGCAGCAGGAGGCAUUCGAUCGGCACCAAUUCGAACAGUAGUUGGUGCAGGACAAGGUAUGCGAGUUGUGCAGCAGGCUGGUCGUACUUUGAUCGCUGUUCCCAGUGGUUCUCGUCUGGCUGCCACGCUUUCGUCGGUUGCGGCGAGAGCAGCACCCGUAGAGCUCACCACUACUGCUAACAAUGUUCCAGCUAUCUCUGUUGUGGACGUCAAUCGGACAAAACCUAGUGACAAACUGGAUUCUGACGAGCAGCUUUCGGAUGGCUCGGUCAGCACCGAUAUUCGUGAAAGUUCUGUUGAGCUGAACGAUGAAGGCGAAGUGGCCGUGCAGAAUGCAAACUGCAUCACGAGUGUGGAUGGAUCUGAAGCAUCUACUUCGCAGCAUGAGGAGCCAUCUUUGGUGCUGUCGGAACCGACCUCCGCCUCUGAAGAGAAGGAAAUGACUGGUUUGACUAGCAGUGGAAUGGUUACAAGGCGCAUGGCACGCGGAAAUGGCGCCUCUACCAAAGCUGUUGAUGCUACUCAAACAGUUGAGACUCUGGACCUAGGAUACUCUAGAAUGGACCUCCCACUAGCUCCUCCUCCACGCCGACGAGCUACAAAAAGGCCUAAGUACUCUCUUUCAACGGGUGAACUUGUGCGAGCGCAGUAUAUCCUUCCACCCGAUCAACUACCUCGUCGUGUCUCAGUGCCACGUGAAGAAAAUCCUUUGAGCUUGACUGAGCAGGCUCGAUUGUCUCGGAGGCCGAUAGUCGUUCAUUCGUCUGGCGUUGAGUUUGCGAUCCCUAUGUCGCUGGAAGCACAUCCUAUGAAGUUAGAUGAUAUAGCUCCGGAAAAUCCACGUGAAGACAUAUUACGAGAUGACGACGGUGUACCUUACUGUUAUCUCUGUCAUUCAGUUUUGAAAACAUGGCAAGGCUAUGAAUACCAUGUCAUGGCUGUUCAUUUGAAAUAUCGACCCUACCGUUGCAUGUACUGUAUGAAAGAGUACUUCUACACAGAAGAAGAAGGAUUGAGUCAUGUCCGAUCUCAGCAUCAUGGGAAAACAGUAACGCUGUUGCGAGAGUACCACGACGACAAAGAAAAGCAGCUUGAAGAUGCGUUCUGUGCUCUUUUCAUGGCUGUCCGUGAAGGCCCAAACUUCACCGCGGAGAGAGCUGCAGCGAUCGAGAAGGCGGCAUUCAUGCAUUUGCAAAAAUUCAAGCGAAUGCGAAUGAAAGUUCCUGAGUUUGCAACUAGAGCGAAGGUUAUGCGAGAUUUUGCGUCGCAAACUUUUUCCACCAUGUCCUCUCCGAACUCCCUGCUGCCGACAUUAAAAUAUAUGUCCCACCCACGGCAUCAAUAUGAACACUUACAACAUCAUCUUGAACCAUUACAACAUCCACAAAUCUCCAUGCCAUUGAAAGUGAUGGAUGUAGAACAUCCAGAUGGACAGCAGAGAUUUGUACGCAUGAGUAAUGGUGAGUUGGCAGAAAUUAACGAUCGGUACGUCAUUGAAGGGGAAGAAGAAGAUCCCGUGGGAGAAUACAUCGAAGUGGAUUAUGUGGAUGAGAUAAUUGAGGAGGAAGUUGGACCAGAAAGAGAGGAGCAAGAGAUGUCUGUUCGCUUUUGGCAGAAGAUGUUGUGA